Messenger RNA from Drosophila novamexicana, 1334 nucleotides. RefSeq names its product tetraspanin-9. The transcript is spliced from 5 exons. Lineage: Eukaryota; Metazoa; Arthropoda; Insecta; Diptera; Drosophilidae. Gene Ontology annotation, cellular component: membrane. The record is from RefSeq and is a predicted model, not a curated record. The coding region runs from base 225 to 881 and encodes 218 amino acids.
GUUUGGUUUCCAGAGCGACCGUUAAAAGUUGAAAUAAAUAUUUCAAAUUUCUAACAAGUGUUGCCAAGUGCCAAGUGCCAAGUGCUUUGGUGCCCCAAGCCAAGUGAACAUCAAAUACAACGCGUAUCUCGUGUGGCAAACACACCCAAAAAUAGUACACAGAGAGUGCAUUUUGGCAAAUUCUAAAAAAGAUUAGAAAACAAAAAAAAAAAAAACACAACAAAAUGGCCUGCUCCACAAAGCUACUCAAGUUAUUCGCACUGUUCUGGGAUAUAAUCUAUGUGCUCUUUGGUCUGAUUGUCAUUGGCCUGGGCGUGCAUAUAUUCUUCAAAUUCGAGCAUUUCGAUACAGCCGCUUUCGUCAUCUUCGUCUCUGGCAUCAUCAUAGUGCUGGCCUCCCUCUUUGGCACCCUGGGCGCUGUACGUGAAAGCAGUCGCAUGUCCAAGUCGUUUGUGGCCAUUGUGGUUGUGCUCAUCAUUCUGCAAGUGCUGACAGUGGGCUUCUUUUGGCUGUUCCAAACAUCGCUGCUCAUCAAUGUGGACAAGACCUUCGAUCAGCUGUGGCACGAUCAGCCGGUGCCUGUCAAGCCCGGCAAUGUCAGCCAAAUCGCGAGCAUUGAACGUUGGCUCGACUGUUGCGGCAAUGUCAGUUAUAAGGACUAUUUGCUGCCCCCGAAUAGCUGCUACAAUAGCAAUACGAACAAACUAAACAUGGAGGGCUGUCGUCAGAAGUUUUUGGACUACAUUGCCGAACGCUGGACAGCAUUCAAUAUAUUUGCGCUGGUUCUGGUUGGCGUCGAGAUCAUUUGCGCACUGCUCGCCUAUGUGCUGGCCCACAGCAUUGUGAAUCGUUGGAGACGCUCCAAAUAUUUUCCAAAAUAAUUGAACAUGUAUUCAGCACACAUCAUAAUGCGCAUACUCAAGGCCAAAGAAUUCUCAAUACUGUGCAAAUACUUACACUGUACUACACAGCACUAAACCACACUACACUAAGCAAUCGAAUUUCCAGUCUAAAUAUUGCGGCGUUUGCUAGUCUACCUCAUGUUCAUCCAAUCAAGAAAAAUAAAUGAAGAAAAUAAACGAUUCCGUUUCAAGAGCUCAACAACAGGUGCCAAAAGCAGUGUUCAAGCCGAUUUCGAUGUCUAUAUAUAUAUAUAUAUAUCUAUAUUUAUAUACAUAUAUAUCGUAAAAUAUUUAUAUGCAUGUUUUUAUUUGUAUAAGUUUGUCACAAAUGUUUCAUUCUCUUUGAUUUUCACUCAAAGCGCUACACAGUGCCUACGAUAAGUAAUUUGUAACAUUUCAAGCAAUAAAAUAGAAUGUGUCGAUUUUGUAUUA